CCCGGCGGCCAGCGCGACGCCGUCACUCAUCGCGCUUGUGUGAUGGUGUCACCCCCUCACAGGCAGCGGCUUGUCCCGGACUGAGGGGAGGGGAGGACCCUGAGUGGGAAUAACGGGAGCAAAUGUUCGCGGCUAGAUCAGGGAGGAGGGGGAACGGGAUGCUAUAGCAUUUUUUAUAAGAAGAAAGAAACGCAGUUAAAAUAAUUUAUAAUUCGAUUGAAGUGUGAGGAAGAUCGGGGAGUGAGUGGCUGCUGCAGAUUAUGGCGUCUGCUACAGAGGAUUUGAAUGCGGAGAACCAGUUUUCACCAGAGCCUGAAACCAGUAAGAUUCCACAUGGAGUUCGGGCUGAUGCAUCACCAGAUGCAAAAUGCCCCAUCUGCCUAGACAGAUUUGACAACAUGUCUUACAUUGAUCGCUGUUUUCAUAAAUUCUGCUUUCGCUGCAUUCAGGAAUGGUCUCGAAACAAAGCUGAAUGCCCCUUGUGCAAACAGCCAUUUAACUCCAUAUUCCACAGUGUGCGGACCGAAAAUGAUUUUCAGGAGUAUGUACUGAAGGCGACAGAGAAUGGCUCGUUUGCCAGUCCGGGUGGGCAAAGGUUUAGGUACCGAACAACACUGACCCGGGAACGUCGCACGACCCAUCAACGUCGGAGGUCCCCAGUUCUUCCCGUAAUACCUGACAAUGGAGUAGUAUUCGAAGGACUUGGGCGCCAGCCCCGGGUGCAUCAGGGACACAACUUGCGUCGGAUGAUGUUACGACUGGGCGCCCGGAGGAGAGCACAGUCCGAGGGCAGAUCCAUGCGCCAGGUCCAAGAACAAGAAAUGAUCAACUUUAGACGAGAAUUGUACCGGUCAGGCUUGCGUGUCAGGAACGUCCAAGAUGGGGGUCGGAGUCGAGACAUUUCUGCCGAGUUCUUCCGCCGCAACGCAGCCUGUCUUCACCGACUAAUGCCAUGGUUGAAAAGGGAACUGUGCGUCUUGUUUGGCUCCCACGGUUCUGUUGUCAACAUUGUGCAACAUGUCAUCAUGUCUAACAUCGUUCGAUACAACAUGGAAGACGGGGCCUUUCAGGAAGAACUCAGGCCCUUUUUACUCAGCCGCACAGACCAUUUCUUGCACGAGUUUAUAAGCUUUGCGCGGGCACCGUUCAACAUGGAAUCAUAUGACCAGCGCGCCAACUAUGACUGUCCAGCUCCAUCCUACGAGGAAGAAAGUGACUCAGAUUUAUCUGUAAUCACAAUAUCGCCUGACACCGCUAACAUUCAGGAAGAAGAUAGACCCACUCCCAAUCCUUCAGAAUUAGCUCUUGGCCUAAGUCAGGCAACAUGGGACGAUGAAACGCCUGGCCCUUCUUACUCAGUGGCAGAGACCAUGGAGUCGGUUAACUCCUCACCUGGUGAAACCUCUGCUGUUUCUGAGGAGAUGCCACCACAAGCUGGAUCCUCUUUACUUACGGUGUCAAUAAAAUCCGAUCCAAGCACAAAGGAAGAGGGCUCAGCCCGUUCAGCCGAUGACUGCUUAAUAAUUGGUUAUGUGAAGCCUUUAGCUGAAAGGACUCCUGAACUUAUUGAACUGAGCUCAGACUCUGAAGUUUCCGUACAGGCCACCAGCACCGAGGUUGUCAAACAGCCGAUGCAUUUACGAUUCCACAGCACCAGCAGUUUGUCCUCGUCAACUAGAUCGUCAUCAGCUAGAUCGUCUGUGUCCAGGGAGCGAUUGAAAAGAAAGAAAUUGAAACAGAAAAAGAGUAACAAAUCAAAAAGAGAUAAGCACCGCAGUCAUAAGAAGAGUUCCCAUUCUGGGGGCAGUGCGUCACGUUCAAGCAGACGGAGGGAGAGGAUUUCAAGCAGAGUUCGAGGCAGUUCGAAGGAUCGAUCAAGAAUCCGACCACAUAGUAGAGACAAGCAUGAGUUUAGGAGGACUGAGCGAUCAAGCACCAAGGACAGAACCAUGGUGGCUUACCCUUACAGCAGAGGUGAAUAUCAAGCUAAAGACCGGAGCAGAAGAGCCGGCCGAGACAGAUCUUCAUCAAGAGAGAGGGCCAGAUCAGGCAGCAGAGAAACCCAUGCUCAUCAAACCCGAGACAGGAGGCGAUCAAGGAACCGAGAGCGAGCGCCAUUCACCAGAAGUCGGACAAGGUCACAGAACAGUGACAGUGCCGUUUACAGGCAUAGAGCUAGGUCACGUUCUUGGAGCAGAGGCUAUGCCGCUCUUGGAGACAGGAGGAGGUCCAGAAGUCGGGAGAGGGCGUACAGCUACAUGAGAGAAUACCAGGAAAGAAACAGGGGGUUCUUAUAUCAGUGGGAAAGAUAUAGCUAUCACAGUAGAAUGAACGAAGGCCGUGAUUCCGCGCCUCGAACCAGAGCUCACCACAGGAGAGGGUCACCGUGUUCAGAUUAUAGAAUUCGAUCUAGUUCUGAAAGCACAAGCUUCAGAAGCCCAAGUAGCCAUAGGGAUGAUGUCUAUUACCAAUACAGAAGUUAUCGAUCAAGAAGCCCAUCCAGUAGCAGAUCUAGAACUACUUCUGGUAGAACUGAUAAAAUGAGACAAGAGAAACCUGGGGGCAAACGUAAAUAUAAAACUCAUUAUUUGGAAAGUUCUUCCAGCAAAAGUGCAAGUUUGCAGCUUUCUAAUUUAUCAUCAGAAAUUCACAUGUUGCCCAGACAGGAGGGUGGUUCUCCUGGCCCUCUUUCACAGUGUAGCAGUAACUCAAAAAGCGGCUCCGUGUUACUUGAGAGUAUGCUAGGCAGCGAGCCAAAGUGGAAAAAGCACAAUGAGAAGACAAGAAGUGCAAGUGUGGAAAUCGUGUACGAGGGAAGGGUAACAGAGGCAAGUCAGCGCCAUAAAAGAAAAAAGAAACACAAAAAGAAACAAAAAAGGGGAAAGAGCAAUGAAUGGGCUGACAGUGAAUGUCAUUCACCCCUUGUGAUAACCAUUGAGAGCGAUAGUGAUGUAAUUGUUACAAGUAUGGAAGAUGGCAACAGCACUGUAGACACAACCACUAACCUUAACGAAAACAAUUUUGAACUUGUCGAGAAGUGUGUUCUUGAGACUGUGGAAUCUCAGGAUCUUCCUGAUACAACACCGAAUGUUUUCUUCAGGCACACAAGCACAGAAUCCUUGGAUGUUUGUGGACUGUCUGCAGAUUCUGAUCCUAGUCCUCCAAAUUCAAAUGAACAGACUCACCUUGACCAAGAUGAUGUCAGUCCAGUGACUGAUACCGACUGUCACCAGAAUUUCAAAGGGGAAGAGCAAGACCAUGGACAGAACUGCUCUUCGCCAAAAAGGACUCUUUCUAAAAACUCUUCAGACAGACCACCUUUGAUACUGAAAAUCCCAAAGAGGUUCAUUAACGGAGCUAACUUAUUUAGCCGUCCAACGGAAAAUGCAUGAAAAUUGUUUCUGAAGACAAAGUUGGCUUGAAAUUGGAUGUUGAUCUGGCCUCCCAUCCACUCCCUCCCUCCUCCCCAACCACCACUUUCCCACCCACCAUGGGAAUUUUAUUAGAUUCGUACAGUAGCACAAGAGAGGAUUAAGAAGUGUGUGGUCAUCAAGCUGGCAUCAUGUGUGUAGAUUUGUUUUUAAAAAAAAUUCUUGUGACAAGACUGGUAACACUGUACAGAUCAAUCGUGUGCAGAUACUGCUUAACAAUGACUAAGAAGGUGUAGAUUCCUAUGCCAAAUCUAUCCAUUGGAAAUUUUAUAAAUAUGGUGUAUUAAGGUGGGACUAUAAAAGUUGUGUGGGUUUAUCUAUUUAAAAACGUUACAGGUUUCUUUUCAUCUGACUUUAUCAUUGCCAAAAGUGCAUCACAUAAACUUGCAUUUAACUGUUCCAGGCUGUUGAUAAUUGCAUAAGGCACAGACCAGAAGACCCGGAGAGAUUAAAGGCACUUACAUUUCUGUAAAUAAUCAUACUUGAAUGUUCUAAAAUAGUUGCCAAAUAUAUAGAACAAUCAAAACUGGCAAUUGGGUUGGCAAUAAAAUGUUUUUUUUUAAUCAUUUUAUGAGAAUAGUUUUGAUGAGACUAAAUGUUGUCCGUGGCGCAGCGAGAGCUGUUUACACGGGAAGCAAAAUAUUUUCCAGCUCCCUUGAUGACAGUACUGGAUGAAAAACCUUUUGCUUCACCAGAGAUUACAAAUCAAAGUGGGUCGUGUUUUCAUUCCUUGCCCUGAGGAGCUGGUUUCUGCUGUUUUUGCUCAGGGUAUUGAUUUCCGUUAACUUUUUGUCACCCUGAUUGAAACACCCAGCAAACUACGAAUGUUUCCUGUGAUGAUAGGUGGGCUGUUUGGAUUAAGGGGAUUCUAACCUUUUCUAUGCCUGGGUCAAUAUUUCUGAUAAUUCAAUCUCUUAGAACAGUUUUUAAAGAAUAUAUACUGUAGUGUGGGUGCACAGUCUCCUGUAGUUUGCAGGAAAUGUAUAUUUGCAUGUGACAGAUUUGUGAGGGAGUGUUGUGAAAUGUUGUAAAUUGGCUAUUAGAUAAACCUGCCAACAAUUUAGUUAAAAUUUCAGUUUGCCUGGCUGUAUCGAAUGAUUCAUCAUACUUUUAAGUGAUUACUUGCAUGUCUCCCUACGUUACAACAGUGACUACACCUCAAAAGUGACUAUACUAGGUGAAUUGCUCUUGCAGAAAGCCAGCACCAAUAAGAGGGGCUGAAUGGCCUCCUGUGCUGUAUCCAUUCUAAAAGUACUUUGGCUAUUGAAGGGCUUUGGGACAUCCAGUGUCAGGUAGGGUGCUAAAGAAAUGAAGUUCUUCGUGGUUUCAUUCCUAUGUGAAUUUGCCCUGAUAAUCCUAAUAUGUGAUAAUGAGUGAGAAUAUCCACAUCCCUAUUUACUGAGUAUUACUGCUUCACUAAAUUUCCCCAUUUUGAGAGAAAUAAAAUGGACCCCCCCCUUCACCUCCCUUCCCAGGAUAAAUAGAAUUUCGGUUUGGGCCUAUGAGGUUUGCUUGCUGUAGGAUGUAUAGUGAACGUGGCAGUUAUGAAAGUUGUUAGUCCAUAAGCAGAUGAAAGUGAUAUGACUUUCAGGGCAAAUAACACUGGGGAUCAUCAACGGAUAGUGGAUAGAGUCCCGUUUUUCGUCUUUUUGACGUAAAUGUGCCAAUCAUACACAGGAUUGGUGAAACAAUAGUGUGGGCUCUUUAUUUGAAAAUAAAACUAUAUACAAUGAUCACUGGA
Carcharodon carcharias (great white shark) is the source of this 5172-nucleotide messenger RNA. Its product is annotated as E3 ubiquitin-protein ligase Topors-like. The transcript is spliced from 2 exons. Gene Ontology annotation, biological process: protein monoubiquitination; protein polyubiquitination. The coding region runs from base 261 to 3392 and encodes 1043 amino acids. NCBI's taxonomy places the organism in Eukaryota, Metazoa, Chordata, Chondrichthyes, Lamniformes, Lamnidae. Gene Ontology annotation, molecular function: ubiquitin protein ligase activity. The record is from RefSeq and is a predicted model, not a curated record.